This is a messenger RNA of Peromyscus maniculatus bairdii (prairie deer mouse), 1678 nucleotides long. It is a transcript of the gene Klk7, whose product is annotated as kallikrein related peptidase 7. Gene Ontology annotation, molecular function: serine-type endopeptidase activity. Gene Ontology annotation, biological process: proteolysis; positive regulation of antibacterial peptide production. Gene Ontology annotation, cellular component: secretory granule. Lineage: Eukaryota; Metazoa; Chordata; Mammalia; Rodentia; Cricetidae. The record is from RefSeq and is a predicted model, not a curated record.
CUCAUCUGGCAGCCCCUGUGCCACGGACACCAUGGUGGGAGUCUGGCUCCCUCCCCUGCUAACUGUGCUGCUGGCCUUAGCCCUGGAAACUGCUGGACAAGGAGACCAGGGUGAGAGAAAUGGCGACAGAAUUAUAGACGGCUACCCAUGUGAAAAAGGCUCCCACCCAUGGCAGGUGGCCCUGCUCCGAGGAGAUCAGCUCCACUGUGGAGGAGUGCUGGUCAGUGAACGCUGGGUACUCACUGCAGCCCACUGCAAAAUGGGUCAGUACACUGUGCAUCUGGGCAGUGAUAAGAUAGGAGAUCAGAGUGCCCAGAAGAUCAAGGCUACAAGGUCAUUCAGACACCCUGGCUACUCCACAAGGACCCAUGUCAACGACAUCAUGCUUGUGAGGAUGGAUAAGCCAGCCAAGAUGUCAUCCAAAGUGCAGAAAGUCAACAUUACAUCACACUGUGAACCCCCAGGGACAUCUUGCACUGUCUCUGGAUGGGGCACCACAACCAGCCCAGAUGUGACCUUCCCCUCGAACCUUAUGUGCUCGGACGUGAAGCUCAUCUCCUCCAAGGACUGCAAGAAGGUGUACAAGGACCUGCUGGGGAAAACCAUGCUGUGCGCUGGCAUUCCUGACUCUAAGACCAACACGUGCAAUGGUGACUCAGGGGGGCCGUUGGUGUGCAAAGGCACCCUUCAAGGUCUGGUAUCCUGGGGAACCUACCCUUGUGGCCAGCCCAAUGACCCAGGUGUCUACACUCAAGUCUGCAAGUACCACCGGUGGUUGGAAACCACCAUGAAAACCUUUCGCUAAUGGACCAGGAGUCAAGCUGUGAGCCUCCAGGGACAUGCUGAUAGAGUAAGGACACUUGUGGGAGCACUGUAAAGUCCUGUCUGGCUUCACUUUUCCUCCAAGACAUACCAAAGCCUCAACACUAUGUCAAGUUUAUAAACCACUCGGAACCCCAGAGACCUAAAAGCAAAUUAAGUCAAAAGACUACAAAACCCCAUGGCUGUGGAAGAUGCCAGAAGUCUAACACUUUCAAGUGCAAGAUCUAGGAAUUCCUACAGUCCUUUAUUGGAAAGUAGCUGGUAACUUCGAGACCUUCAUCCAUUGCCUUUGGCUCAGGCCCUCCAAUUCCAGAGCAUUCUUAAAACAAAAAAUAGAACUAAGUUUGGAUUUGUUACGUUGUUUAUUGUAAGAAGAAAAAGAAUGGAAACUGUUAAUGUGUUCUAAAGUUUUGAAUAUUUAAAUAAUAGAUUGCUUUCUUUCGGAAUAUUAUGAACUCAUGAAAAAUAAUGCCCAAGCUGUACUGUUCGGCCUUAUGCAAGAGUGACUGUUAUUGUGUGAUAUUUAAUGGGGAUAUGAAGUGUAACAACUAAUGUGAGCUGGGUGUGUCAAAUGAAGCAUAUGCAGAAUAAAAUUCAAGUGAUGUUCAUGUGUACACUCGUAGCCUGGAAAAUGAUGGCGGGAAACUGGAAGCAUCGAUGGUGGAGGGAGGAGGCCCGUGAGGAAGAGUCGGCGAAGAAAUUGUACCUGGACCAGCAAGGUGGCUCAGUGGGUGAAGGUGCUUGCUGCCAAGCUUGACGGGACUUGAGUUCCAUCUCAAGGCCCUACAGUGUGGAAGGAAAUAAGUGACUCCUCCAUGUUAUCCUCUGACCUCCAGAUGUGCUGUGGCACAUGUGU